Saprolegnia diclina VS20 is the source of this 2017-nucleotide messenger RNA. RefSeq lists its product as hypothetical. Lineage: Eukaryota; Oomycota; Saprolegniomycetes; Saprolegniales; Saprolegniaceae. The coding region runs from base 37 to 1989 and encodes 650 amino acids. The transcript has a single exon. The record is from RefSeq and is a predicted model, not a curated record.
CGCAGGCUCACACUCGAAUCGCUUGGUACGCCGCCGAUGCCCCACAGCGCGCUGCACACCGCUACUAGUACGCUGGGCGCCUCGUGGUUCUCCAGUGGCACCCGCGCCUACGCCACGCCGUCCACCGACGCAAAGAAGCGCGCCUCGUUCAAAGUCUGGUCACGGCUCCUCGCUAACCUCACGGCCUACAUCUCAGUCUCGUUCUCGUUGUCGACAAGCUUCGUCGCGAUAGGUGCUGGCGCAUUGAACCGACGGCUCCUCUUCUAUAGCGCGGCGAACGACGUCUAUCGCCCGCUCUCGCAGACGUGUCGUCUGACGUCGAGUGGGUUUGCCCCCAACUCGUGCUCGCGUGACGAGUGGAGCUUACUUGCGACGCCCGCUGCGUGGAUCGCAACCGGCAACCAGCUCGCACACCUCCUUGAUGUCCCGCCGGCAUCAACGCUCUACGUCACAACGUGCGUCGUCGGCUGCAAUGACAAGUCCUCUGCGUCGGUCCAGCUGCUCAUGGGCUACAACAGCUAUCCAGAAUGCAACCCAAAACACGGAGGUCAGCCCAUCGCUGGUCUUGUUCUCCUCGAAGGCGCUACUGUCGACGAAGUCUACCCCCAAGGCGCGUACCUUUUGACGGUUUUUGCAGACGCGUCAAUGAACCAAACGACCAUGUUUGUCGACAGCGACGACAUUGAAACGCGUGUCGUUGACGACGUCGCGCGUGUCCUCGUCGGUGUCGAUGGGAGCUCGCAGUCGUAUGCGGAUGGUGCCAACGCCAUUUUGCGCUCGACACCGCUCGGUGCGCACUACGGUAUCGAAGCGUCGUGCACGGCACAGAUCGUCGACGUAUCAACAAAGGUGCAAGGCCAGCCAGGCUGGUGCUAUGGUGAGUAUUCGAAAAUUGCUGUCGUCACGGGCAAGGCGUGUGGACAUUCGGUCGCGAAUGCGUUGGAGAUUGAGUUGCUGCACUUGAUCUUGGUGGCGGUGACGCUCAUUGGGUGCUCGGCCGACAUCAUCACGACGCUCCAAGGGGUCCGUGGCGUCCUGCAGCACAAGCCGGUGCUCACCUAUGACUUCAUCUCGAGCUUGGAGCGCCGACGUGGGCUUCUCGGUAUCGGCGUCGCCACCGCGUACCCUGCCGCCAUCUUUAUCGAUGUUGGCCGGCUCUAUGACGCGUCGUCGACAUAUGGUGAAGUGGUGUGGUUUUGCGCCGUCGUCGUCGUCGCCAUGCUCUUUGCGUGGGGUAUAUUGUGGCUUAGCUUUUUUGUCUCGUCGAUUCCGAGUCCACGCGCACUGCUGCGCUAUCGACUCGUACCCAGUUCUGCUUCGGUGCUCUUGUACGCCGGGCUUCUCGCCCUCUUCUUUGAUCUGCUACCUCGGCACGACACAAUGUACAAAGAUAUGCUGGCCUCUGUAUCCAACAUCCUCACAUUGCACUUGGACGGGCAAGACUGUGCAUGCGGUGCGUAUGCUACCGCUGCGAUUCCGCCUGCGAUCAAUGGUGUAUUACCCGCCAUCUUUGGAUGGCUCGCGGUUUGCUAUAUUGCGAGUGUGGUCUAUGGCGUCUGCAAGUUGCGGUUCUUUAGUGACAAGUGGCUUCUUGACGCCAACUGGACCAAAGACAAUGUCUUCAUCAAGGUCUGUGGCGCUCCGCACUGGACGACAACGCUGCCGUUCGAUGCCGCUGACACGGUGCGCAUUGGCCAUCGACUCUUUUGCAAGCCGAGCAUGGUAGCCCGCUUGGGCUUUGUCGCGUUGGCGGCUAAGCCAGCGACCCGCCGCGUGCUCACGGAAGCUGCUGCAAAAAACGACGACGACGGGGUCUUGUGCCUCGUGAGCGUCUACGACUUCCUUGCAGCGCUCUUGCCGCCCCGCUGGAGACCGUAUGCACCCAAGAUCCUCGGGCAAAUCAAAAGCAACGACAUUCAGCCGCCCAGUUCCUGUCGCCUUGCGCCGUCCAAGCAGUUUACCUUUACGCGUGGGUCAUGUGUCGGGUAAACUCGAUAAUGUGAUGGUAAACUUGCGU